Messenger RNA from Miniopterus natalensis, 1051 nucleotides. NCBI's taxonomy places the organism in Eukaryota, Metazoa, Chordata, Mammalia, Chiroptera, Miniopteridae. The record is from RefSeq and is a predicted model, not a curated record.
UGGGGGUCAUGCCUGCCUACAGUGCUGCGGAGGACGCCUUGACCACCAAGUUGGUCACCUUCUACGAGGGCCACAGCACCAGCUCCGCUGUCCCCUCCCACCAGGCCACUGUGCUUCUCUUUGAGCCCAGCAACGGCUCCCUCCUGGCGGUCAUGGAUGGAAGUGUCAUAACUGCAAAGAGGACAGCUGCGGUGUCUGCCAUCGCCACCAAGUUUUUGAAACCACCCAGCAGUGAAGUGCUGUGCAUCCUGGGGGCUGGGGUCCAGGCCUACAGCCAUUACGAGGUCUUCAUAGAGCAGUUCUCCUACAAAGAGGUGAGGAUAUGGAACCGCACCAAAGAAAAUGCCCAGAAGUUUGCGGACACAGUGCAAGGAGAGGUGCGGGUCUGUUCAUCGGUCCAGGAGGCUGUGACAGGAGCAGAUGUGAUCAUCACGGUCACCAUGGCAACAGAACCCAUUUUGUUCGGUGAAUGGGUGAAGCCAGGGGCUCACAUCAAUGCCGUGGGAGCCAGCAGACCCGACUGGAGAGAGCUGGACGACAAGCUCAUGGAGCAGGCCGUGCUGUACGUGGAUUCCCGGGAGGCCGCCCUCAAAGAGUCUGGAGAUGUCCUCCUGUCAGGGGCUGAGAUCUUCGCUGAGCUGGGAGAGGUGGUGAAGGGCGUGAAGCCAGCCCACCGGGAGAAGACCACAGUGUUCAAGUCUCUGGGAAUGGCGGUGGAAGACCUGGUUGCAGCCAAAUUCGUGUUCGAUUCCUGGUCAUCUGGUAAAUGAAACGCAGCGCUGCGUGCUGAAGCGGGUGCUACAGAUCAAGGGGUGUUGCCUCUAGUUGACUCAUAAUUUCUAGAUCGAGUGAGGGAACCCAGUGCCCAGUGAGCUACAGUUUUGUGCCCAUUAUGUCUUAUCUUAAGUAGUGAGAACCCCACUUGUGUUUGUAGUUAGAAAGUGAAAUCGGGCGGCCAUCCCUCUGUCCCCCAGAUUCCAGCAGCACCCCCUUUCCAGGUACCUCACUAGCUUCUGUAACUCCUGGAAAUAAAGCAUUUUCCAUUUCUGCA